UUAGAAGUCCAUCGAAGUGCUCUUGAAGCCGGACUUGACCUCAGUUGGCUUUCUUCGAAUUGCAUCCGUCCUCGCCAUUGUCCUAGCAGCCCGAUACCGGGCUCCGGCUAGCCAAAAGGCGUACUUCUCUCCUUCACGGCCAUCGUGCUUCUCAUUCAAGGUGUUCAUUUCUCUAUCCUUUGCAUUUCUACGGGCAUGCAUAGCAAGCCUCUUGCAAUUUCUGUAG
This is a messenger RNA of Haemonchus placei, 226 nucleotides long. The record is from the annotation of a GenBank genome assembly. NCBI's taxonomy places the organism in Eukaryota, Metazoa, Nematoda, Chromadorea, Rhabditida, Trichostrongylidae.